CCCAGCUUGACUGAGAUUCCAAGACAAAAACCUGUUUGUUGUUCACGUCUUGUUUUGCAAUUGCGGGGAACUUUGUUUUCGCAUUCACUUUUGUACUCCUCGCUUCCAGAGCCCGGAACCCCUACAGACAAGCCGGUCCUCUUCCAUUAGCAUAGCGCAUACGUCACCGUCCGCCCGCCAGCAUGUCAACCGCUGUCGUCGACGCCGACUCGCUGGACCCCACGCUCCAGUCGAUCCUGGACCAGCGGUCGCUGCGCUGGAUCUUCGUUGGAGGCAAGGGCGGUGUGGGAAAGACGACGACGUCGUGCUCGCUCGCUAUCCAGCUGGCCAAGGUCCGCCGCUCUGUCCUGCUCAUCUCCACCGACCCCGCGCACAACCUCAGCGAUGCCUUCAACCAGAAGUUCGGCAAGGAGGCGCGCCUCAUCGACGGCUUCGACAACCUGAGCGCCAUGGAGAUCGACCCCAACGGCAGCAUCCAGGAUCUCAUGGCAGGCCAGGGCGGCGAGAAUGGUGGGCAGGAUCUGAACGACAUGACCGGUGGAAUGGGCGGCAUGAUGCAAGAUCUGGCUUUCGCUAUCCCUGGUAUUGACGAAGCCAUGUCCUUUGCCGAGGUCCUGAAGCAAGUCAAGUCCCUGUCCUACGAGACCAUCAUCUUCGACACGGCGCCCACGGGCCACACGCUCCGCUUCCUGCAAUUCCCCUCGGUGCUCGAGAAGGCGCUGGCCAAGAUCAGCCAGCUGUCGACGCAGUACGGACCCCUGCUCAACGGCUUCCUGGGGUCCAACGGCUCGCUGCCCAACGGGCAGAACCUCAACGAGAUGAUGGAGAAGCUCGAGACGCUGCGGGAGACCAUCAGCGAGGUGAACACGCAGUUCAAGGACGAGAACCUCACCACCUUCGUCUGCGUCUGCAUUGCCGAGUUCCUGAGCCUCUACGAGACCGAGCGCAUGAUCCAGGAGCUGUCCAGCUACGGCAUCGACACCCACACCAUCGUCGUCAACCAGCUGCUGUUCCCCAAGCAGGGGAGCGGCUGCGACCAGUGCAACGCCCGGAGGAAGAUGCAGAAGAAGUACCUCGACCAGAUCGAGGAGCUGUACGACGAGUUCAAUGUCGUGCGGAUGCCGCUACUGGUCGAGGAGGUCAGAGGAAAGGAGAAGUUGGAGAAGUUCAGUGAUAUGCUUGUGCAACCGUACGUGCCGCCACAAUAAACCAUGCUCACGCGUGUUAGGAACCGGGGAGUUGUGGAAUGGCUAGGGGUGCAUGGGGGUAAGCGUUGGCGUUGGUACACUGUCAUCAUAUAUAUCACGUCUAGCAGGGUCAGGCAAAAGGCUUACUAUUACUGAAUGCCGAUGAAUGAAGCCCUAUGCAUUUUCGCAUGCAUCACAUGAUGAAUAUACAAAUCAAGUAAAAUUCACAGUAAAACUCGACAUUCAAAAUU
Truncatella angustata is the source of this 1438-nucleotide messenger RNA. RefSeq names its product ATPase GET3. Gene Ontology annotation, cellular component: GET complex. The record is from RefSeq and is a predicted model, not a curated record. NCBI's taxonomy places the organism in Eukaryota, Fungi, Ascomycota, Sordariomycetes, Amphisphaeriales, Sporocadaceae. Gene Ontology annotation, molecular function: ATP binding; ATP hydrolysis activity. The transcript is spliced from 2 exons. Gene Ontology annotation, biological process: post-translational protein targeting to endoplasmic reticulum membrane. Bases 183 to 1208 code for a protein of 341 amino acids.